Molecule: messenger RNA, 6038 nt
Organism: Carcharodon carcharias (great white shark)
Lineage: Eukaryota; Metazoa; Chordata; Chondrichthyes; Lamniformes; Lamnidae
Product: dedicator of cytokinesis protein 2-like
Exons: 52
Coding region: 68-5551 (1827 amino acids)
Biological process (GO): small GTPase-mediated signal transduction; cell migration
Cellular component (GO): plasma membrane; cytoplasm
Molecular function (GO): small GTPase binding; guanyl-nucleotide exchange factor activity
Source: RefSeq, a predicted model, not a curated record
UGCAAGACCUCAGCUUUGCUGGUCAUCAGCUGCGUUGCGAGGAACGACCUACAGUGUUAAUUGAACCAUGCCUCCUUGGAGCAGGACAGUCAGGGAGAGAUAUGGAGUGGCCAUCUUCAAUUUUGAGGCACAGAGGGAUCCUCAGCUCUCGCUCUGCGUCGGGGAUACAGUGCAAAUCCUGGAGAAGUGCGAAGGUUGGUACAGAGGGUCUUUGAUGAAAAACAAGUCACAACGGGGUGUGUUUCCAGCAUCAUUCGUUCAUGUUAAAGAAGCUGUCAUCGAGAAAAGAGGGAAUAGGGAGAAUGUUUUCUCUGGUGAAAUGCCUUUGGUACAGGAGGUCACCACCACGCUGAGGGAGUGGGGCAUCAUCUGGAAGCAGCUGUAUACGACGAGCAAGAAGGAAAAAUACCUUCAGGUUCGCUCCAUGAUGUUCGACUUGAUGGAAUGGCGAUCCCAGCUGCUUUCAGGAACGCUGCCCAAGGAUGAACUAAAGGAACUAAAGCAGAAAGUCACCUCCAGAAUAGAUUAUGGGAACAGGAUUCUUGAACUUGACCUUGUUGUCAGGGAUGAGAAUGGCAACAUUAUGGACCCAGAUGAAACCAGUGUCAUUAGCUUAUUCCAUGCUCAUGAGGAGGCCUCGAAACAAAUCUCUGAGUGGAUAAAGGAAGAAAUGUCUCAGACUCAAACUGACAGCUGCACCUUUGCCCGUAUGGCAUCAUCCCCAACGCACAGCCUCUACGUGUUUGUACGAAACUUUGUGUGUCGGAUAGGAGAGGAUUCUGAACUCUUCAUGGCCUUAUAUGACCCUCAAAAACAAUCAAUCAUCAGUGAAAAUUAUUUAGUGCGAUGGGGAAGUGGAGGCCUCCCGAAAGAAAUUGAUAUGUUGAACAACCUGAAAGUGGUGUUUACUGAUCUGGGAAACAAGGAUUUGAAUCGGGAUAAAAUUUAUCUAAUUUGCCAAAUAGUCCGUGUUGGAAGAAUGGAUCUGAAGGACACGAACCAGAAGAAAUGCACUCAAGGGUUAAGGCGACCUUUUGGGGUGGCAGUUAUGGACAUCACCGAUAUCGUAAAAUGCAAAACAGAAAGUGAUGAAGAGAAGCAGCAUUUUAUUCCUUUCCACCCGUUUGUGGCAGAGAAUGAUUUUCUGCACUCUCUGCUUAAUAGAGUCAUUUCUACCAAAACAGGAGAUGAAAAGGGUCAAGGACUAUGGGUUACAAUGAAAAUGUUGGUGGGGGAUGUUUCCCAGAUCAGAAAGAAUUAUCCACAUCUAGUGGACAGGAACACAGUGGUGGCUAGGAAGUUGGGAUUCCCAGAGAUCAUCAUGCCAGGCGACGUUAGAAAUGACAUUUACAUCACCAUCCAGUAUGGAGACUUUGACAAGUACAACAAGACCACACAGAAGAAUGUGGAAGUUAUAAUGUGUGUCUGCAGUGAAGAUGGUAAAAUUAUUCCGAAUGCCAUUUGCCUGGGUGCGGGAGACAAGCCAGUCAGUGAAUAUCGAUCCGUCAUCUACUAUCAGGUCAAGCAGCCCCGUUGGAUAGAGACAAUCAAGGUGGCCAUUCCAAUGGAAGAAAUGCAGAGAAUACACCUGAGGUUUAUGUUUAGACACAGAUCAUCGCAAGAGUCGAAAGACAAGAGUGAAAAGAAUUUUGCAAUGGCCUUCGUAAGACUGAUGAAAGAUGAUGGUACAACACUGCAAGAUGGUCCUCAUGAACUGCUGGUGUACAAAGGCGAUAGCAAGAAAAUGGAAGAAGCCAAUUUAUACUCGAAACUGCCGUCCACGCGCCAGAACGAGUCCAAAGGCUCUACGCUCAGCCGCAGCAACACUACUUUAGGCGGAGGCCUUGCCAGCAGUUCCAGAGACACCUUCGCCAUUACAACCCUUGUGUGCUCCACAAAACUCACACAGAAUGUGGGUUUGCUGGGCCUUCUGAAGUGGAGAACCAAGCCUGAGCUCUUGCAAGAAAACUUAGAGAAACUGAAGAUAGUGGAUGGAGAAGAGGUAGUUAAGUUCCUCCAGGACACCCUAGAUGCACUCUUCAACAUCAUGAUGGAGCAUUCCGACACGGAGAAGUACGACAUCCUCGUCUUUGAUGCUUUGAUAUACAUCAUAGGUCUGAUCGCUGACAGGAAAUUCCAGCACUUCAAUGCUGUCCUUGAAGCUUACAUCAAGCAGCACUUCAGUGCCACCUUGGCUUAUAAGAAACUGAUGACUGUGUUGAAAAACUAUCUGGAUAUCUGUUGUGAAGGAAGGCAGUGUGAACCAAUCUUACGGACAUUGAAAGCACUAGAGUACAUCUUUAAGUUCAUUGUGAGGUCUCGAUCAUUAUUUGCACAGCUCUAUGAGGAGAAAGAACAGGCCGAGUUUGAAGAAUCGCUGAAAAAACUAUUUGAGUCUAUCAACAACUUGAUGAAAAGUCAGCAAGUGACCACAAUCCUGCUGCAGGUUGCUUCUUUGAAAUACCUGCCAUCAGUACUGCAUGAUGUGGUGAUGGUCUUUGAUGUCAAGUUAUUGAGCCAGCUUCUGUUGGAGUUUUACACCAGCAUUCCUGCCAAUAAGCUACAGAAACAGAAGAUCCAGUCCAUGACAGAGAUUGUGCGCAGUAAGCUCUUCAAGAAAAAAGAGUGCCGUGACAUACUGCUUCCGAUGAUGACUGAUGAGCUGAAGGCCCAGCUGGAGCAGAAAAAUGAACAACAGCAGAACCCGGAGCUAAAGUACUGCAUCGAGUUACUCAAUAACAUUCUGGAAGUCCUCAGCAAACCUAACGUGGGUUUAACUCAUAAUCAUCUCCAGGGGAUCAUAACAAAGUUGCUCCGAACUGUGAACCAGACGGUUAUUAAUAUGGGAAGAGACCACAACCUGGUUAGUAACUUUGUGGCAUGCAUGACUGCAAUACUCAAGCAGAUGGAUAACAAGCAUUACUCCCAUUAUCUGGAAUCCUUCCGCACAAACCAAGACUUGGUGGAUUUCUUUAUGGAAACCUUCAUCUUAUUCAAAGAUCUGAUUGGGAAGAAUGUCUACCCUCCUGACUGGAUGGCAAUGAGUAUGGUGCAAAACAGAGUCUUUCUCCGAGCGAUUAACAAGUUUGCGGAAACCAUGAACCAAAAAUUCCUGGAGAACAUGAACUUCGAGCAACAGUUGUGGAAUAAUUACUUCCAUCUGGCCGUAAGCUUCAUUACCCAAGAUUCACUGCAGCUGGAACAUUUUUCUCAGGCAAAAUGCACCAAAAUCUUGAACAAAUACGGAGAUAUGAGGCGCCUAAUUGGAUUCAACAUCCGUGACAUGUGGUACAAGCUUGCGCAAAACAAGAUCCACUUCAUCCCAGAGAUGGUUGGCCCAAUCCUUGAAAUGACCCUGAUUCCAGAGAUUGAGCUCCGCAAAGCCACAAUUCCAAUCUUCUUUGACAUGAUGUUGUGCGAGUAUGCUAUGUUCAAUAAGUUUAGGAAGUUCGAAGAUGAAAUAAUCCUGAAGUUGGAUCAUGCAGUGGAGGGAGGAUGUGGUGAUGAGCAGUAUAUGGAGCUCUUCCAGAAGAUCCUCCUGGAAUGUGCUAUGGAACACCCGAGCAUUGCUAAGUCAGUGGAACAUUUCGUCAAACUGGUCAAGGGUCUCCUGGAGAAACUGCUGGAUUAUAGGUCGGUGAUGAGUGAUGAAAGCAAAGGGAACCGUAUGAGUUGCACAGUGAACCUGCUGAAUUUCUACAAGGAUAUAAACCGGGAAGAGAUGUAUAUAAGAUAUCUAUAUAAGCUUCGAGAUCUGCACCUGGACUGUGAAAACUAUACUGAGGCUGCCUACACACUCCUCCUGCAUGCUAAGCUGCUGAAGUGGUCUGAUGAGCAAUGCACCUCGCAUGUUAUGCCAAGAGACUUUCACGAUUCUCAAACACAGCGGCAGCUGAAAGAAUACCUGUACAAAACCAUUAUUAAUUACUUUGACAAGGGAAAGAUGUGGGAGGAAGCCCUGAACCUCUGCAAAGAGCUGGCAGAUCAGUUCGAAAAGGAAAUCUUUGACUACGAGCUUCUCAGCCAGAACUUGAAGCAGCAAGCCACAUUCUACGAGAACAUCAUGAAAAUCCUGCGGCCGACUCCAGAUUAUUUCGCUGUCGGUUAUUAUGGCCGUGGCUUUCCACUGUUUCUCAGGAACAAGGUGUUCAUCUACCGGGGGAAGGAGUAUGAGCGGAGAGAAGAUUUUCAAGGAGAGUUGAUGACUGAAUUUCCAAAUGCAGAGAGAAUGAACACAACGUCACCCCCUGCAAGGAACAUCAAAGACUCACCGGGGCAGUUCAUUCAAUGUUUCACUGUUCAGCCAGUCCUAGAGGAACCAUCCCGCUUCAAGGACAAGCCAGUGCCUGACCAAGUCAUAAACUUCUACAAGACAAAUUACGUGCAGAAGUUUCAGUACUCACGACCGGUCCGAAAGGGAACAGUGGACCCAGACAAUGAAUUUGCUUCAAUGUGGAUUGAGAGGACAACAUUUAUCACAGCUUAUAAAUUACCUGGAAUUCUGCGUUGGUUUGAAGUCAGUUCCAGUUCCACUAACAUCAUCAGCCCCCUGGAAAAUGCGAUUGAGACAAUGCAGAAAACCAAUGAGAAGAUCCUUACCUUGAUCAGCCAAUACAAGGGCGAUGACCAUCUUCCCAUCAAUCCUCUCUCGAUGUUGCUGAAUGGUAUUGUGGAUCCCGCGGUUAUGGGUGGAUUUGCUAAAUAUGAGAAGGCUUUCUUCACGGAUGCUUAUUCACAAGAGCACCCAGAAGAUUGGGAGAAACUGUCUCAUCUCAAGGAUCUCAUAGCUUGGCAGGUCCCACUGCUUGAAAAAGGAAUAAAGCUUCACAGAAAAAGAGUGUUGGAUGACCUACGGCCUUUCCAUGACCGAAUGGAAGAAUGUUUCAAACAGUUAAAAAUUAAAGUACAGAAAGAGUAUGGCUUAAGGGAGCUGCCAGAUGUUGAUGAAAAACGGGCAAGCCGGCCAAGAUCUAUGCUGAGAUCCUACCGGCAAGUGUCCAUGAUCUCCCUCUCCUCCAUGAACGCUGAAUGCAACACACCAACCAAAGUGACUGCUGACAGCAAUGUGGUUCCAGACAGCCCUAGGCCAAGGACACCAAUUGCCAGGCCUGAAGAAAAGGCUCCAGAUCGGGCCAUCAAAGAGGAAGUGGAGGUCAAACUAAGGAAGGAGAAAAAGAGGCAAAAGAGGAGCAGUGUGGUGUUUGCAGAUAGCAAGACAGAGCCUUCAGACACCAAAAGGCUGUCAAGAAAGCAGGAGUUUAGGAGUGACACCAACCUGUCGGACCAAGCUGAGAAACGCCCAGCUUCUGUGCUGAAGCAGAUGAGCUUUGCCAGUAGAUCAGUGCCAACAAUCCCAGCUCUGAUCUUUGCUGUGGCAAAUGGGGGUGAAGAACAAACCCUUGACCAGAAUGCGAUGAAAAGGAUGAGUCAGCCGAUGUUUGUUCUCCCCCCCGAUGAGAAUGAGGGAGAGAAGAAGAGCACUCCCAAGAGUAAAAAACCUUCAUUCUUUAAGAACCGGCUGACUUCAAAGAGCACAGAAGACAGCAAGUAAGCUGGGGAUAAGCUCUCCUUCGUGAAUCUGAAUGGAGGUUCGUCGGGGCGGAGAGCACAGCUCCAGGGGCUGAAGAUGUGGUGGGAGAUCCACCUUGGUCACGGCACUGCAAACAGUAACCAUUUUGAAAACUUGUUGGUGCGCAAUUCGUGUGACUCAUGGAAUCCUUUUUUUGUUUUUAAAAGCCCUUGUUUUCAGUACAAUGGUCCUGCUCUAAUGGAACUUCAAAGAAUAAAUCAUGAACAGUUCUGGCACACUUUGACCUCUCAAACAGCGUUCAUCCCUCAAAGGUGGCAAGUGUUGCUGUAGCAACCGAGCAAAAGGAACUGCUCAUUUACACACUUGCAAGGAAUGACCCUCCAGGUCCUGGGCUUUGAAGCUAACGUGAAGUCUCAGUGCUUUUUCAUAACCUUCAUUUCUAAGCUGAGUCCAAAAAUUGCUAAUGUUCAUUUGUUGCAAUGCACUAAUUAAAGUGAUACUAUCAGAA